This is a messenger RNA of Striga asiatica, 444 nucleotides long. The record is from the annotation of a GenBank genome assembly. Lineage: Eukaryota; Viridiplantae; Streptophyta; Magnoliopsida; Lamiales; Orobanchaceae.
GUCCUUAACCUCACCGAGUACGCCAAGAUCGAGGAGCCAUCAUUCCGUAGCCUUAUGCUCGAAUUUUUCAGCUCCUUUGUUCUCGUCGAUGGGAACGAGUUCUUUACUUGUCGGCUCAAAGGGAGGGAGUACACUGUAGACGAUGACGUCAUGAAGAAGGUGUGCGUCGACCCUGAGCCCUACAAUUUUCACGACGCCAUAUAUCACGAGGACAAGACUACGAUGCGGUGUAUCAACUUCGCCGAGCUAAAAAAUGCCGAUCUCAUCAAGACCCGAACCACAGUUCAGCCAUAUACGAGUCGUCAUGCCUAUAAGACCUACUUCACGAGGCUUGGGCAAAGUGCCCCCACUACCGAUCAGCCAGGAUCAUCCCGCCAGCCGACUGAGACAGACGAGCAUGAGAGGAUGCUUGUGGAUGACGACCACCUCCUACCGGCUCCACCC